This is a messenger RNA of Acanthoscelides obtectus, 1962 nucleotides long. The record is from the annotation of a GenBank genome assembly. NCBI's taxonomy places the organism in Eukaryota, Metazoa, Arthropoda, Insecta, Coleoptera, Chrysomelidae.
AAUACACCUUUGUCCAAGACUUUAGGUCAAGUUUGGCAACGUCGGCUUUGGUGUGAGUAACGGUUGUUAAACUUGUAAUCUGCUUUCAUUCAUAAUUUGAAUUGGUCGUGUUUGUGUGUGCAUCGUCCUGAAAAUUGUGUUUUUUUUUUGUUUUCAAACUAUUUCGAACUGUUUUUUUAUCAUGGAGCGCCAAUGCUGUGUUUGCAAGCUGCGCAGCCUGCAGCCUGAAGCAAAAGGCUUGUCUUUUCAUAGAAUACCUGCUGAACCUACGAGAAGGUCAAUAUGGGUAUCUCUUCUGGGGUUCGAGAAAGAUCAUGAGCUCCCAAAAUGUGCUGCUAUUUGCUGGAAACACUUUCGACAAAGUAAUUUUGUGAUCAUGGGUGAUGAGGUUAGGCGUCUUAGAUCUAAUGCAGCUCCAAUUCCUGUCCAUUCUGCCUUUUAACUCGCAAAGAGCAUGAGUUCGGAGUCAUCACUCAGUGUUAGCACUUUUGGUAGUCCAGACAAGGAACCUCCUCAAGUUCAGAACCACAGUCAGAAAUAGACACCAUUAAUAUUCCGGCUACUUCUGUAGAUGGAGGUUCUGCUAAGAAACGGUGACUACAUGUUGAACUUACAUAGAUGAUCGCUCACCCAUGUGAGGAUGGAAGAUUGCUCUUAGGCGAAAACUUUAUGAAGAAAAUCAGUUAGUAGUUAUUUUGAAUGAUAGUUGGGGACAUAUUUCUAAAAUAUAGAUAAGUAUAUAGUGUAUUCCAUGGUUGGGCCAUUUUUUUUUAAUCGAAAGCUAUACUUUUUAUUAGAUACUUGGAUAAGCCUUUUAAAAUACCUAAUUGGCAAUUAUCAAUGAUCGAUAAUAUUUAUACAGGUUAAGAUUUGAAGAAGUCAUUGCCUGUGCUGGGAAAUCUGAUACAGCUUCUGCAUCAGAUACUGAAGAACAGCUGACUCAUUAUUUGAAGGUGCAAGAAAAUGACGACGACAGAUUAACAAUUUUAUCAUGUGGCAGUGGGAGAGAAAUAUUUGUUACUGACACUGGCGUCGAUAUGUCACACAGCAAAGAGUAUUUGGACUUUGAGCAAGGUAUCAAAAAUAAUACAUCAACAUACCUGUCCUCUUCUUCUGCCUGCAACUUGACAGAUUACAGUGAAAAUGUUGUCAGUUAUAUUUCUGGGUUUGUUAUAAAAACAAUAAAAAAAUGUGUCACAUGUUCAAAAUGCAGCAGCACCUUAGAAAGUGAUACAGUUUUCUCUUCAUUACAGAGGAUUAAACAAUAUGGUAAAUUAAUCAAGGCCUCUCAUUUUGUAAUCCAACUGUGUACUGCAGCAGAAAUAUAUUUCCGAUUUUUCCACAAACCCACAAACAUUUUCAUUAGAAAUAUCAAUAAUUUAUUCGAAACUUUAAAAAUUGAUACCAUCAACACUUUACCGCCAGAAAUUUUAAGCCAUUUUGAUCACCCUUUGUUCGAUGAUGAUCCAGUGGAGGGCAUGCAAUACAACUGAUAGAGCUUGUACUUCACCAUUAUUUCAAACUUUACCGCCAGAAAUUUUAAGCCAUUUUGAUCACCCUUUGUUCGACGAUGAUCCAGUGGAUGGCAUGCAAUACAACUGAUAAAGCUUGUACUUCACCAUUAUUUCAAACUAAGGAUCCAUCAUGAAACUAACAAGCACAUGGACAAAAACAAGAUAUACCGGAUGUCCAAAACCACCUUUUGCAUCGAUAAACAUGGAUAUUUAGUAAAACCGAUAAUUGUCUUUUAGGUAAAUUGGGUAUGUUCUUUGGAUUGUUUCGUACUGGAAGAAUUGAUAACUCCUUUGCUUUUUUGCACAUUUUAUUUAGUAGACGUAUAGAUUUUAUUAAAGUUAGCGAAUUUGUUUUUUAUUCUAUUAUUUAAUGGUUAGCGUAUAAUCAUUUUUCAAAUUAAUUUGCUUGUUGUUGUUUGUAAAACUCAAAUCAGAAUUUUCCAUUAGG